AUGGGGACAGAACAGCUCUGGCAGGGGGAGGUGGGGGGCAAAGUCCGGGGCAGGAACAGCCAGGUGUAUGUGGAGAGUGCAGAAACCACAGCUUCAUCUGAGACAUCCACAUUGACUCUCACCAUGAAAAGUGUCCCAACCUCCACAACUCACACAGAGACCAGGGUGCCAGAUGUCUUUACUGAGACUAUCACCCUUGGAAGACAAAGUAGCCCCUUGUCAGAGUCAUCGGUAACCACGCAGACGGCUGAUCCAGGAGCCCUUUCUUCAGUCUCCUCUGACCACACCUGGGAUGUCUACCUGGGCCUCUCUUCACUUCCUCCCUUGAUACCUUUUACCAUCAACCUCACCAUCACCAACCUGCGCUACGUGGAAGGCAUGGGACACCCAGAAUCUGAGAUCUUCAACACCACCAAGAAGGUCCUGCAGCGCCUGCUCAGGCCCUUGUUUAAGAACAGCAGCAUCAGUUCUCUCUUCACCAGCUGCCAGCUGACCACGCUAAGGGCUGAAAACUACAGGGCAAGUACCAGAAUGGAUGCAAUCUGCACCUACCAUCCAAACCCUACAGACUUCCGGCUGGACAGAGAGCAGCUGUACUGGGAGCUGAGCCAGCUGACCCAGGGCAUCACCCAACUGGGCCCCUACAGCCUGGACAGGAACAGUCUCUAUGUUGACGGUUACACCUAUCUGAGGUCAACACCCACCCCCAGCGCUGCUGGGACCUCCACACUGUUCUCAGGGACCUCAAUGGUGCCAGUCUCCUUCUCCAGCUCCACAGCUACAAACCCUACCUUGAUGCUCUUCACCCUGAACUUCACCAUCACCAACCUGCGCUACACUGACGACAUGGGUUAUCCCAGAUCUGCAAAGUUCAACACAACUGAAAAGGUCCUACUGCGCACGCUUGCUCCUUUGUUGAAGAACACCAGCAUCGGUACCCUCUACUCCAGUUGCAGCGUGAACUCACUCAGGCCCAAGAAGGAUGGAACAGCUACCAGAGUGGAUGCCAUCUGCACCUACCACUCUGAUCCAGCAAACCCUGGGCUGGACAAAGAACAACUGUACUGGGAGCUGAGCCAUGAGACCCACGGUGUCACCCAGCUGGGUCACUACACCCUGGACAGGGACAGCCUUUUUGUCAAUGGUUACACUCAUUGGGCCCUCACCUCCACCCCAAACACUCCCGUCUCCCCAGCAGCCUCUACAGACCUGGCCCCCAGCCCCACAGCUACUGGGCCUGCUUUGAUACCCUUCACCCUCAACUUCACCAUCACGAACCACCACUACAAGGAAGACAUGUAUCCCCCUGGCUCCUUGAAGUACAACACCACAGAGAAGACCCUACAGAACCUGCUUGAAUCUUUGUUCAAGAAUACCAGUGUCCGCCCCCUAUUCUCUGGCUGCAGACUGCCUUCACUCAGGCCCGAGAAAAAUGGAGAAGCCACCGGAGUGGAUGCCAUCUGCACCUACCGCCCUGACCCUGAAAGCUCUGGCCUGGACAGAGAGUGGCUUUACUGGGAGCUGAACCAGCUAACCAGUGGGGUCACCCAUCUGGGCCCCUACACCCUGGACCCAAACAGUCUCUAUGUCAAUGGUUACACUCACCAGACCUUGACCACCACCCCCAGCACCCCAGUCCCCAUCCUGGUGCCAUUCACCCUCAACUUCACCAUCACCAACCUGCGAUACCUGGAGGACAUGAGUCUUCCUGGUUCCUUGAAGUUCAACACCACUGAGAAGCUCCUGCAGAGCCUGCUUGGCCCCUUGUUCAAGAACACUAGUGUUGGCCCUCUCUACUCAGACUGCAGGCUGACCUCCCUCAGCACUACAGUCCCUGGCCCAGCCCUGAUACCCUUCACCCUCAACUUCACCAUCACCAACCUGCACUACACGGAAGACAUGUGGCCGGGCUCUGCCAAGUUCAAUUCCACAGAGUCAGUCCUACAACAGCUGUUCAAGCCAUUGUUCGCCAACACCAGUCUCGGUUCCCUCUACGCCGGCUGCAGAUUGAGCACGCUGAGGUCAUCCCUUCAGACCUGGCUUGUCCGGCUGCCCCAGGGAGAUGGGAAUGCAGGACCUGGCAGGCCUGAGAAUGAUGCAGAUGCCAGCAGAGUGGAUGCUGUCUGUACCCAUCAUCCUGACCCUUCAGGCCUUGGGCUGGACAGAGAGCAGAUCUACAGGGAGCUGGACCACCUGACACAUGGCAUCACUCAGCUGGGCCCCUACACCCUGGACAGAAACAGUCUCUAUGUCGAUGUUGCUGUACCUGUCACACUCUCCUCAGGAACACCAGCCACUCCAAUCCCCUACUUCAGCCCCACAGCUGCUGAACCUGUAUUGCUUCCCUUCACCCUCAACUUCACCAUCACCAACCUGCGCUACACGGAUGACAUGGGACGCCCAGGAUCCUCCAAGUUCAACGUCACUGAAAGGAUCCUGCAGCGCCUGCUGGGACCCUUGUUCAAUCAGACCAAUGUUGGCCCCCUCUACUCUGGCUGCACACUUACCUCGCUCAGACCCAAGAAGGAUGGAGAAGCCACCAGAGUGAAUGCUGUCUGCACCCAGCGUUCUGACCCUGAGGGCACCCAUAUUGACAGAGAGUUGCUUUACUGGGAGCUGAGCAAGUUGACCCACGGGAUCACCCAACUGGGUCCCUACAUCCUGGACAAGGACAGUCUCUGUGUCAAUGGUUACACCCACUGGGCCUCAGCCACCACCAUCAACAGUGUGACCUCCACCUCCUUCCCAGCAUCCUCUCUGACACAUACCGUCACCACCAAGCCCACAGCUGCUGAACCUGUAUUGCUUCCCUUCACCCUCAACUUCACCAUCACCAACCUGCGCUACACGGAUGACAUGGGACGCCCAGGAUCCUCCAAGUUCAACGUCACUGAAAGGAUCCUGCAGCGCCUGCUGGGACCCUUGUUCAAUCAGACCAAUGUUGGCCCCCUCUACUCUGGCUGCACACUUACCUCGCUCAGGCCCAGGAAGGAUGGGGAAGCCACCAAAAUGGAUGCCAUCUGCACCUACCGCACUGACCCUGAGGACACCCAUCUGGACAGAGAAUUGCUUUACUGGCAGCUGAACAAGCUAACCCAUGGUGUCACCCAACUGGGCCCCUACAUUCUGGACAAGGACAGUCUCUAUGUCAAUGCAACUGUGACCACCACAUCCUUCCCAGCAUCCUCUCUGGCAUCUGCCUUCACCCCCAAGCCCACAGCUGCUGAACCUGCCCUGCUGCCCUUCACCCUCAACUUCACCAUCACCAACCUGCGCUACACAGAUGACAUGGGACACCCAGCCUCCUCCAAGUUCAACGUCACUGAGAGGAUCCUGCAGCGCCUGCUGAGACCCUUGUUCAAUCAGACCAGUAUUGACCCCCUCUACUCUGGCUGCACACUGACGUCACUCAGGCCCAAGAAGGAUGGGGAAGCUACCAGAGUGAAUGCCGUCUGCACCCAUCGCUCUGAGGGCCCCAAUCUGGACAGAGAGUUGCUUUACUGGGAUCUGAGCAAUCUGACCCAUGGGGUCACCCAAUUGGGCCCCUAUAUUCUGGACAAGGACAGUCUCUAUGUCAAUGGUUACACGCACUGGGCCUCAGCCACCACCUCCAGCACUGUGACCUCCACAUCCUUCCCAGCAUCCUCUCUGGCACCUGCUUUCACCCCCAAGCCCACAGCUGCUGAACCUGCCCUGCUUCCCUUCACCCUCAACUUCACCAUCACCAACCUGCGCUACACAGAUGACAUGGGACGCCCAAGCUCCUCCAAGUUCAACUUCACUGAGAGGAUCCUGCAGCGCCUGCUUGGAUCCUUGUUCAAUCAGACCAGUAUUGGCCCCCUCUACUCUGGCUGCACACUGACCUCACUCAGGUCCAAGAAAGAUGGGGAGGCCACAAGAGUAGAUGCCAUCUGCACCUACCGCCCUGACCCUGAAGGCCCAAUGCUGGACAGAGUAUGGCUUUACUGGGAGCUGAACAAACUAACCUCUGGCAUCACCCAAUUGGAGCCCUAUACUCUGGACAAGGAUAGUCUCUAUGUCAACGGUUAUACCCACCAGGCCUCAACCACCAUCUCCAACACUGCUGAACCUGGCCUGGUUCCCUUCACCCUCAACUUCACUAUCACCAACCUGCGCUACACGGAUGACAUGGGACGCCCAGGCUCCUCCAAGUUCAACUUCACUGAGAGGAUCAUGCAGCGCCUGCUUGGACCCUUGUUCAAUAAGACCAGUGUUGGCCACCUCUAUUCUAACUGCACACUGACCUCACUCAGGCCCAGGAAGGACAGGGAAGCCACCAGAGUAGAUGCCGUCUGCACUCACCGCCCUGACCCUGAAGGCCCCAGUCUGGACAGAGAGUGGCUUUACUGGGAGCUGAGAAAGCUCACUCACGGGGUCACCCAAUUGGGUCCCUACAUUCUGGAUAAGGACAGUCUCUAUGUCAAUGGUUAUACUUACUGGGCCUCAGCCACGACCUCCAACAUAACUGUGACCUCUACAUCCUUCCCAGCAUCCUCUCUGGCACACACCUUCACCACCAAGCCCACAGCUGCUGCACCUGCCCUGCUUCCCUUCACCCUCAACUUCACCAUCACCAACCUGCGCUACACAGAUGACAUGGGACACCCAGGCUCCUCCAAGUUCAACGUCACUGAGAGGAUCCUGCAGCACCUGCUUGGGCCCUUAUUCAAUAAGACCAGUGUUGGUCCCCUCUACUCUGGCUGCACACUGACUUCACUCAGGCCCAGAAAGGAUGGGGAAGCCACCAGAGUGGACAUCAUCUGCACACAUCGCCCUGACCCUGAGAGCCCCAGUCUGGACAGAGAAUGGCUUUAUUGGGAGCUGAACAAGCUGACUGAUGGUGUUACACAAUUGGGCCCCUACAUUCUGGACAAUAACAGUCUCUAUGUCAAUGGUGUGACCUCCACAUCCUUCCCAGCAUCCUCUCUGGUACCUCCCUUCACCACCAAGCCCACAGCUGCUGAACCUGCCCGGAUUCCCUUCACCCUCAACUUCACCAUCACCAACCUGCGCUUCAUGGAUGACAUGGGACGCCCAGGCUCCUCCAAGUUCAACUUCACUGAGAAGAUCCUGCAGCGCCUGCUUGGGCCCUUGUUCAAUAAGACCAGCAUUGGCCCCCUCUACUCUGGCUGCAUACUGACCUCACUCAGGGCUGAGCAGGGCAAAGCCACCACUGGAGUGGAUGCAGUCUGCACCUACUACUCUGACCCCGAGGGUCUUGGGUUAGACAGAGAGCAGCUCUACUGGGAGCUGAGCCAGUUGACCCAUGGCGUCAAUCGACUGGACUACUACAGUCUAGAUCGGAACAGUCUUUAUGUCAAUGGUUACACCUAUGACGCCUCAGCCACCACUGGGGAAGUCACGGAGAAGCUAUUCACCCUGAACUUCACCAUCAACAACCUGCGCUACUCAGCCGACAUGGGCCGCACUGGCUCCCUCAAAUUCAAUAUCACCGAUACCCUCAUGCAACACUUGCUCAGCCCAUUGUUCCAGAGAAGCAUCCUGGGUGCCCGGUAUACGGGCUGCCGGGUCACAGAACUAAGGUCUGAGAAAGACAGUUCCUGGACAAGGGUGGAUGCUCUCUGCACCUACCGGCAGCCUCCCAGUGGUCCAGGCCUGCAUGCAAAGCAGUUAUUCUAUGACCUGAGCUGGCAGACCCGUGGUAUCACCCGGCUGGGCCCCUACUCACUGGACAAGGACAGCCUCUACCUCAAUGGUUAUAAUGAACUUGGUCCCGCUGAACCUCCCACAACUCCUGAGCUGGCCACCACAGCCCUGCCUCCUCCGUCAACAACUGUGCAGACAGAAGCCACCACAGCUACUGGGCACACCCAGGAGUUCUUCACGCUCAAUUUCACCAUCUCCAACCUCCGGUAUUCACCAGACAUGGGCGACCCCAGCUCUGCCACAUUCAACUCCACUGAGAAGAUUCUGCAGCACCUGCUCACACCCUUGUUCCAGAAGAGCAGCCUGGGCCCCGUCUACUUGGGUUGUAGACUAAUCUCCCUCAGGCCUGAGAAGGACAGGACAGCAACUAGAGUGGACGCCAUCUGCUCCUACCACCCGGCUCCUGAGGGCUACAGCCUGGACAGAGAGCGAUUGUACUGGGAGCUAAGCCAGUUGACCCAAGGCAUCACCCAAGUGGGUCUCUACACCCUGGAUAAGGACAGCCUCUCUGUCAACGGCUAUACAUUCCAGGGUUCAUCGACCCAGAGUGAGUACCAACUGCAUUUUCGCAUCAUCAACCGGAAUCUCAGCAACCCAGACCCUGCAUCCUCAGAGUAUACUGCCUUCCUGUGGGACAUCCAGGACAAGGUCACCACGCUUUAUACCAGCAGCCAGCUGAGAGAUGUGUUCCGCUCCUGCCUGGUCACUGACUUGAAGAUGGGCUCUGUGUUGGUCACCAUGAAGGCCCUGUUCUCCUCCAACCUGGACCCCAGUGUGGUCGAGCAAGUCUUUCUGGCCAGGAGCCUGAAUGCUUCAUCCCACUGGCUCGGCGCCACCUACCAGCUGGAGGACCUGUUUGUGACAGACACAGCGCAGCCAAACUCUACCAAAUACCAGCGGAACAAGAGGAGUAUAGAGGAUGCGCUCAACCAGCUUUUCCGAAAUAGCAGCAUCAAGAGUUAUUUCUCAGACUGUCAAGUUACAGCAUUCAGAGCUGUGCCCUACAGCAACCACACCGGGGUAGACUCCCUGUGUAACUUCUCUCCCUUGACUCGGAAAGUGGACAGAAUUGUCAUCUAUGAGGAAUUUUUACAACUGACCCAGAACGGUACCCAGCUACAGAACUUCACCCUGGACAGGAACAGCAUUAUUGUGGAUGGUCUCCCCUUCUGGGCCAUCAUCCUCAUCUGCUUGGCAGGACUCCUAGGACUCAUCACCUGCCUGAUGUGCUGUUUCCUGGUCACCAUCUGCAUGCGGAAGAAGGAAGGAGACUACGAGGUGCAACGUCGCCGCCUGGGCUAUUACCUACCACACCUAGAUCUGAGGAAACUGCAAUAG
Molecule: messenger RNA, 7026 nt
Organism: Chrysochloris asiatica (Cape golden mole)
Lineage: Eukaryota; Metazoa; Chordata; Mammalia; Afrosoricida; Chrysochloridae
Gene: MUC16
Product: mucin 16, cell surface associated
Exons: 73
Coding region: 1-7026 (2341 amino acids)
Source: RefSeq, a predicted model, not a curated record